Molecule: messenger RNA, 336 nt
Organism: Cucumis melo (muskmelon)
Lineage: Eukaryota; Viridiplantae; Streptophyta; Magnoliopsida; Cucurbitales; Cucurbitaceae
Product: 14-3-3 protein 8-like
Exons: 2
Coding region: 1-336 (111 amino acids)
Biological process (GO): signal transduction
Cellular component (GO): cytoplasm
Source: RefSeq, a predicted model, not a curated record
AUGAAGGGGCAGCCCGCUCGACUAAGGGCAGAAGCGGCCGGCGGCCACUUGGGUACACGAGAUGAAGAGAGAGAGAGCGUCGGAGAUGGCGGGCUUGCGAACAGUCGGAUGACCGAUUUGGAGGUCCCGUCGACGGUUGGCCAUGUGGGCACGAAAGACGGGGACGUGCGGACAGUGAAGAACGAACGAGUAGUGACAACGCUUUUGGACUCGAAUCUUAUUCCAUCUGCCUCUGCUAGUGAGUCUAAGGUCUUCUACUUGAAGAUGAAAGGGGAUUACCAUAGGUAUUUGGCGGAGUUUAAGGUUGGAGAUGAGAGUGGGUGUUUUCUAUUAUAA